Polypterus senegalus (gray bichir) is the source of this 7178-nucleotide messenger RNA. RefSeq names its product collagen, type V, alpha 3a (gene col5a3a). The record is from RefSeq and is a predicted model, not a curated record. The coding region runs from base 180 to 6062 and encodes 1960 amino acids. Gene Ontology annotation, molecular function: extracellular matrix structural constituent. The transcript is spliced from 67 exons. Lineage: Eukaryota; Metazoa; Chordata; Cladistia; Polypteriformes; Polypteridae.
AAAAACUUGCAGAGCUGCGCACUAACUUUUCACUCGCUGCAAAGAAGAAGGGAGGCAAAGACGCUCUAAGCUCUCACAAACUGUCUGCACUUUCUUUUCGGGAAUGACUCGGUAAACCGCUGGGACUUUGUCAUUGAACCGUUCAUUCAGCUUGAAGGAGCACAGCCGUUUGUUGGAAGAUGGAUCGAUGGAAAGGAUGUGAAGUGGUUCCCUUUUGGAAACGACUCCCCGUGCUGUUCCUUACCAUUACCGCACUUCAUUCUAGCACUACGACAACUAGAGCCGCAAACCCAAUUGAUGUUUUAAGGAUAUUAAACAUUAAAGAAACAAUGGAAGGAGUGUCUAUGGCUGCUGGCCUUUGCACAAAUCGAAAGGAUUCGGAGGAAGUGGACAUGGCCUACAGGAUAGAAAAGAAAAUUCAGCUCAGCGCACCCACCAAGCAACUGUUUCCAGAAGGUCCUUUCCCAGAUGACUUCUCUCUGAUGACCACGGUGAGGGCCAAGAAAGGAACGCAGUUCUUCCUCCUGUCCAUCUACGAUGACCAGGGAGUGCAGCAGCUUGGAUUAGAGAUCGGCCGUUCCCCUGUCUUCUUGUAUGAGGACCACAUGGGUAAACCUCUCCCAGAGGAUUACCCCACAUUCAAGAAAAUCAACCUCGCAGACGGGAAGUGGCACCGUAUUGCGUACAGCGUAGAAGGGAAGAGUGUCACUCUCUACCUGGACUGCCAAAAGUAUCAAAGCCAUGCUCUUCUGAGAGGGGACACCCCGGUGGUGAGCACAGACGGCGUCACUGUGUUUGGGACCAGACUCCUGGAUGAGGAGGUGUUUGAGGGUGAUAUCCAGCAGCUGCUGAUUCUGGAGGACCCCAAGGCAGCAUCUGAAUACUGUGAGCACUACAUCCCAGACUGUGACUCUCCGCUGCUCUACUCCAUCCAGUCCCAGGACCCGGAGCCUGAGCCUGUCAUGCCGGAAAACAAAACAGAGGACGUGCAACUUGGGAAAAAAACGAAAAAAGGCAGGAAGAAGGGGAAAAAGGCAAGGAAGUCAACUGAUGAUGCUGACAAGAAGAGAAAGGGCAAGAAAGAGAGAGGCAAGAAGAAGAAGAAAAAGGCGGCCCCCGGACCAGAAGAUGGCCAGCAGUUCAGUGAGGGGUCCGAUGGAUUCAAAGAGCUAAUGGUUGACCUAGUUUUGGCCGAUGGAGAUGCUGCCCAAGCAGCUGAAGCGGGAUGGGCCGUAGAGCACCUUCAACACUCACCUGAACUCUCUGUGGUGCCAACACCACCACCUGGCUCUCCUGCUCAUGCCCUUGUGUUGACUGCACAGCCACCUGGACUAACUUCUGAAGUUCUCAUGGUGCCUACACCAUCACCACCUGAGUUGUCUCCUGAUGCCCUUCUGUUGACUUCACAACCGCCUGCUGUGCCUUCAGUUUCUGAUUCAGCUGAACUGUCCCCAGAUGCCAUUUUGACAGUUACCGGACCACCUAAAUCAUUACCACAGGGUAUCACAGGAACACUGGAACUGCCUAAACCACCAUUAGGGGGAGCUGUGGAGAUGCUGCUACGCCCGGAGUUGAUGGUAGACUCCUCAGUGCCUGGGGAAGAGCAGGUGGAGAGACCUGUAAAACCAAAAGUGGUCGAAGCAGAAGACGAUUACUUCAGCGAGAACUACGAGGACAUUGAGUUGUCCACAGUGACGGUGGGGCCUAACAUAACAGAAUAUGAGGAGGUGGUGGAGUAUGAAGACAUUGGAGGAGUGGACCAGGGAGAGGGGAAAGAGAACAACUACGACCUGAAUGAAUAUGAAGAAUAUGAAGAGGAGCGAGAAUACGAUGAUGGACGAUACGGCCCCGCCGAAAGAGGGGAGGCGGAGACGAGAGACACCGAGAUUGGCUUAGGACUGGCCCAAAAAGGAGAAAAAGGAGAACCUGCGAUUGUUGAACCAGGAAUGCUUGUGGAAGGGCCGCUUGGACCUCCAGGACCUCCGGGCCUUCCUGGUACUCCUGGACCGAUGGGACCCCGUGGGUUGGUAGGAGACCCUGGUGACCUGGGACCUGCUGGGCGGCCAGGUCUUCCUGGGGCUGAUGGGAUACCAGGACCACCAGGCAACUUGCUGAUGUUACCGUUCCAGUUUGGAGGCGAUAGUGGCAAAGGUCCUAUUAUUUCAGCUCAGGAGGCCCAAGCUCAGGCCAUUCUGCAGCAGACAAAGCUUGCCAUGAAGGGUCCACCCGGACCAGUCGGCUUGACAGGCCGGCCAGGGCCAUUGGGGCUUUCCGGUAGUCCAGGUGGUAAAGGAGAAGCAGGUGAUGCAGGACCACCGGGUCCCAGAGGCAUCCAGGGUCCUGCAGGUCCAAGUGGAAAACAUGGGAAACGGGGACGGAAUGGUGCAGAUGGCAGCAGAGGGACACCCGGGGAGCCGGGCAGCAAGGGUGACCGAGGGUUUGAUGGUUUGCCAGGUCUUCCGGGUGAGAAAGGCCACAGGGGAGAAUUUGGGAAGCAGGGACCUGCUGGUCCUCCAGGAGAAACUGGUGAAAAGGGGUCAGAAGGUCAGCCUGGACCAAGAGGACAGCCCGGCGAGCCUGGUACCCGUGGUCUGGUCGGACCCAGAGGACAUGUAGGGCCUCCUGGUCAGCCGGGUAUCCGGGGCGUAGAUGGCAUUCAAGGACCCAAAGGAAACCUGGGACCCCAGGGUGAACCAGGGCCAUCCGGACAGCAGGGAAAUCCCGGUGCUCAGGGUCUUCCAGGCCCACAAGGACCAAUAGGAAUGCCCGGAGAAAAGGGUCCUCAAGGUAAAUCAGGUCUACAAGGACUUGCAGGAUCAGAUGGCCAACCGGGUCACCCAGGAAGAGAAGGUCCACCAGGAGAGAAAGGCGUUCAUGGCCCAGCAGGAGCACAAGGACCCAUUGGAUACCCUGGGACUCGAGGUGUCAAGGGGGCUGACGGAGUCCGAGGUCUCAAAGGGAGUAAAGGUGAAAAGGGUGAAGAUGGCUUCCCAGGAUUCAAAGGUGACAUGGGAAUCAAAGGAGACAGGGGUGAUGCUGGAGUGGCAGGUGUCAGGGGUGAGGAUGGGCCAGAAGGUGGAAAAGGGCAGGCUGGACCAAUUGGGGAGUCUGGAGCAGCAGGACCUGCUGGAGAGAAGGGUAAACUUGGAGUUCCAGGAUUACCAGGGUACCCGGGACGGCAGGGAGCAAAGGGUUCUGUAGGAUUUCCUGGUGCAGCAGGAGUUAUUGGAGAGAAAGGCAAACGGGGGGCAGCAGGACAACCAGGAGCUGCAGGUCAAAGAGGACCCAAUGGGGCUCGAGGGAGCAGAGGCCAGAGAGGACCUACUGGCAAAGCAGGAUUAAAGGGCACAGCCGGCAACGACGGGCCUCCCGGACCCCCCGGUGAACAGGGACCACAAGGCCCACAGGGACCAAACGGAUCUCCAGGACCUAAAGGACCCAACGGCCCAGCAGGGAAGGAUGGCUUGCCUGGGCAUCCUGGGCAAAGAGGAGAGCCGGGUUUUCAAGGUAAAACUGGCCCACCAGGACCAACAGGAGUGGUUGGACCCCAGGGCAAAAGUGGAGAAACCGGACCCAUGGGCGAAAGAGGACACCCAGGGACACCUGGACCACCUGGGGAGCAAGGUCUCCCCGGUGCAGCUGGCAAAGAAGGAUCAAAGGGGGAUCCAGGCCCAUCUGGUUUACCUGGGAAAAGUGGUCCCGCCGGUUUGAGAGGUUUCCCUGGAGAACGUGGAACGCCUGGUGCAAUGGGUCCUGCAGGCUUAAAAGGAGGUGAGGGACCCACCGGACCGUCUGGUCCAGCAGGUGCCGGUGGUGAAAGAGGCCCUCCCGGACAGGCAGGUGCUAUUGGACUUCCUGGACGUCCUGGUGGUUCCGGACCCCCUGGACCAAUGGGGGAGAAGGGGGCUCCGGGAGAGAAGGGACCCAUAGGACCCGCUGGGCAAGAUGGCGGUGAGGGGCCUGUUGGACUCCCAGGUGUAGCUGGACCUCAAGGACCCCCUGGAGAAGAUGGAGACAAGGGUGAAAUGGGAGGUCCAGGCCAAAAAGGGAGCAAAGGCGACAAGGGAGAAUCGGGACCUCCAGGACCCACCGGAAGUCAGGGUCCAAUUGGACAUCCUGGUGUGCAUGGUGUGGAUGGAGAGUCUGGGCCCCGGGGACAACAGGGCAUGUUUGGACAGAAAGGAGAUGAGGGGGCCCGUGGAUUUGUUGGGCUGGCCGGCCCCAUUGGUCUACAGGGAAUGCCUGGACCACCUGGAGAAAAAGGAGAAAGCGGCCACGUUGGUUUGAUGGGUCCACCUGGACAGUCUGGUCCUCGAGGUCCAAUGGGUCCCCCGGGUGGAGAUGGUCCCCAAGGCAUGCCAGGUGGAGCAGGACAGCCCGGAGCCGUAGGAGAGAAGGGUGAAGAUGGAGAAGCUGGAAACCCUGGUAACCCUGGAGAAGCGGGCCCAUCAGGUGGCAAGGGGGAUGUAGGAGAGAAAGGGGACUCUGGGCCCCCUGGUGCUGCUGGGCCCCCCGGAUUGAAAGGACCUCCAGGUGAAGACGGCCCCAAAGGCAAUCCAGGUCCAAUUGGAUUCCCAGGAGAUCCUGGUCCUCCAGGGGAAGCCGGUCCAAACGGUGUCGACGGCGGCAUUGGAGAGAAAGGAGACAAUGGAGACCCUGGAAAUGCAGGUCCACCUGGAGCGUCAGGAGAACCUGGACCACCUGGUGCACCAGGAAAGAGGGGACCCCUUGGAGCUGCAGGAAAAGAAGGACGACAAGGCCUUAAAGGAAGCAAGGGAGAAAAAGGACCAGAUGGGCCAACUGGAAAGACAGGUCCUGUUGGAGCACAAGGACACCCAGGAAAGCCUGGCCCAGAGGCACUUCGCGGCAUUCCGGGUCCUGCUGGGGAGCAGGGCCUCAGUGGACCACCUGGGCAGUCUGGGCCUCCAGGACCAAUGGGUCCUUCCGGCCUACCUGGUUUGAAAGGUGAUCCUGGCAGAAAAGGAGACAAGGGUCACGCUGGCUUGAUCGGUUUGAUUGGACCCCCAGGAGAACAAGGAGAGAAGGGAGACCGGGGUCUUCCAGGACCUCAGGGACCACAAGGGCCUAAAGGAGACAUCGGUGAAGGUGGAGAUGGGGGCCCGACUGGACCUCCUGGGCCUCAAGGUCUAGCCGGUCCUGCUGGACAGAAGGGCUCCAAAGGUUCCACUGGAGCCAUCGGCCAACGAGGUGACCCAGGACCCCCUGGCCUCCCCGGACCUCCUGGCCCUGCAGCAGACAUGAUUGAACCCCUGCCAAUUCAAGGAGAGAGAAAGAGGCGACGGCACACAGAGAACAUACAAGGAGACCAGAUCAUGAACGAUGAUGGAGGCAAUGUCAAUGGCAUGGAGGAAGUCUUUGCGUCCCUCAAUUCUAUGAAGUCAGAGGUGGAACAAAUGAGGAAGCCUUUAGGAACCCAGGAGAGCCCGGCCCGCACAUGCAAAGAGCUGCAAAUGUGCAACCCCAACUUCCAAAACGGUGAAUACUGGAUUGAUCCCAACCAAGGCUGCCACAGGGACUCCUUCAAAGUGUUCUGUAACUUCACAGCAGAAGGGGAGACCUGUCUCUAUCCAGAUAAGAAAUUUGAAUCGGUGAAACUUGCAUCAUGGAGUAAGGAAAAGCCAGGGAGCUGGUUCAGUGAAUUUAAACGUGGCAAAGAGUUCACCUACAUAGACUCCGAUGGGAAUCAAGUAAGUGUGGUUCAGAUGACCUUUUUGAAGCUGCUCAGUGCCACAGCACACCAGACGUUCACCUACAAUUGUCAGAAGUCAGUAGCCUGGUACGACUCUACCUCAAACACCUACAGCAACUCCCUGCUGUUCAAGGGUGGCAACAAUGAAGAGGUAUCUCACAGCAAGACGCCAACCUUCAUCAAUGCCGUCUACGAUGGGUGCCAGUCCCGGAAAGUCACUGAUCAUACUGUCCUUCAAAUCAGCUCCUUAAAAGUGGAUUUCUUUCCAAUCAAGGAUGUUGCCAUUUCAGAUUUUGGACAGUCAAGCCAGAAGUUUGGAUUUCAGGUUGGGCCUGUGUGUUUCAAUGGCUAAAAAGGAUCAAAGAAAACAAUUUGUUAAAACUGAAAUAAACAAAGAAGCAAAAAAGAGAGAAAGACUCUGCUACAGUUUCCUCAAGCAAUAUUUAUAUAUAUAUAUAUAUAUAUAAUUUUUUUUUUUUUUUUUCUCCAAUUGUGGUGGGUUCGUGGUAUGUGUUUUUUUUUUUUGUACUAAAAAAAAAAAAAAAAGCAAAAAUGAAACAUUGAAAGAUAGGCUUGUGUCUUAUGACUUGAAGAACUAAUGUGAUUGGACAUUGUACUCACACACCCCCUUUAAAAGAAAAAAGAAAAGUCAGUUAAGCGGUCACUUGACGGCAACCGUUGUACUUUUGAAUUUUUUGAUUCUGCGUUUCACGUCUUCAUUACCCACUUUUCAUGGUGUGCCUUGCUUUUUUUGUUAUUAGGUUUCACAUGGUUCUUUUUCUUCAGGAAAUAAAGAUGGCAAAUGUAAUUUAUUUUUCAUUUUAAAAAUGACAUGUGAAUUGUAACAUUGUUUACAGCAUUCUUUCUUUUCCUUUGUAUUCAGUUUGCUUCUACAAGGCUAACCAACCUAUAAGUGGGUCCCCGCAGGCUUGCCCUUACCUCUAUUUUUUCCUUAUCUGUAUUAUCUAUCUAUCUAUCUAUCUAUCUAUCUAUCUAUCUAUCUAUCUAUCUAUCUAUCUAUCUAUCUAUCUAUAUAUAUAUAUAUAUAUAUAUAUAUAUAUUAUAAAUUCAUUUUCUUCUUCUCUCUUGCACAAAGCACUGAGGUGUGCCUUGCUGCUUUCAGUGCAUCACUGACUGCCGUGAUUCCUCUUUAAAAUGUGCCUCCUCUGUUCUUAUAAAAAGGGAAAAUGAAGAGUGUUGCACGUUGCUUCAUGAAUCAUUAUGUACUGUAUAUUGUGUUUUGCCUUGAUGAUGUUGUUGUUGUCCUUUUUAAUUAUUUUAAUUAUUUUAAUUUUUUUUUGCUCCUCACUGGUGCUAAUAUAUAAACAAAAAAAAAAUUCCAACCUUUGAGAGACAAGAGUGUGUGGAAUAAAGGAAGCGUUCAGUCACUCAUCCUGUUAGGCUUUCAGGUUACAGACGGGACUGGGAGGCUCGGCAGGAAAGGCCGUCUAGCCGGCUUCCCUUUUGG